Zalophus californianus (California sea lion) is the source of this 504-nucleotide messenger RNA. RefSeq names its product ADP-ribosylation factor-like protein 6-interacting protein 1. Bases 1 to 504 code for a protein of 167 amino acids. The transcript has a single exon. The record is from RefSeq and is a predicted model, not a curated record. Lineage: Eukaryota; Metazoa; Chordata; Mammalia; Carnivora; Otariidae.
AUGGCAGAGGGAGAUAAUCACAGCACCAACCUGCUGGCUGCAGAGACUGCAAGUCUGGAAGAACAGCCGCAGGGAUGGGGAGAAGUGAUGCUGAUGGCUGAUAAAGUCCUCAGAUGCGAAAGAGCCUGGUUUCCACCUGCCAUCAUGGGUGUGGUUUCUUUGGUGUUUCUGACUAUCUACUAUCUAGAUCCAUCUGCUCUGUCCCGUGUUUCCUGUUUUGUUAUGUUUUUGUGCUUGGCUGACUACCUUGUUCCCAUUCUAGCUCCUAGAAUUUUUGGCUCCAGUAAAUGGACCACUGAGCAACAGCAAAGAUUCCAUGAAAUUUGUAGCAAUCUGGUAAAAACUCAACGCAGAGCUGUGGGCUGGUGGAAACGCCUCUUUAUACUAAAGGAAGAAAAGCCUAAAAUGUACUUCAUGACCAUGAUUGUUUCUCUUGCUGUGGUUCCUUGGGUGGGACAGCAAGUCCAAAACUGGCUGCUCACCUACCUGAUAGUGAUUUUCUGA